AUUUUCAUCAUUAUAACACUGUUCUAUUGCUUAUGUGUGGAAUAUCGGAUCAAAGAGAACAUCUUUUUAAGAUUUUAGAAAACAUUACAGCUGUGUUAUCAAGCCUUUGACAUUUAGAUUUAUUGCAAAAUCAAAACAAAAAUAAUCUUGUUCUCGUUACAUGGGCUUGACGAGGAUCGUCACCUCCACAUAUAAAUCUGGCUAAAACAUUGUACAGAAGUUUGAUAGCCUAGUAGGAUUUUCCACCAAUAUCCCCACAGGGUGCUAUCGUUGAUUUGUGUUGUUUUUGCACUAGUGGCUUUACCUUCUUAAGUCUACCAGGACUCAUGUCUACCAAUUGGGCAGCGACAUGUUCCUUAAUAUAAAACACAACGGACAAUACAUUGCAAUACAACCAUGAAAUUCGCAAGGACAAGGACAGGAUUCAUGAAAGGGUUAGAAUGAGAUAUAAAUAGGAGAGAAAAAAGGAAACAGGAAACAUAAAUAAAUAAAAUAACGAAAAAUUAAAAAAAAAAAUAUAUAGAAAUAGUAUAAUCGAAAGAAAAAGAUGUCGUCUAGUCUAGGUUUUUAUAUAAAACCCAAAGUUCUACAUUCUCCUACCUUCGAGGAAGACGAUCUAUUUGAUGACGAUGAGGAUGACCAAGAUUUCGAGAAUGGUGACUUUUUGCAGGAUGUUCCAUACACCUCGAGUAGCAUCGAUCGAAGUAGCAUUGGCUCCAUUCCAUGGGCAGACGAUUCCAUUAAACAAAAUCAAAUUGAAUGGGAGAGGGUGGAAAAAAUGCUAGCAGGUCUGGAAAGUUUACCAAAUGAGCCGGAACUCAACAAAGAAAUUUUAGAUUGGCAAAAAAAAUUUCCCAAAUUAAUGACCAAUAAGGCGACACCAAGAAAAAUUAAAACAAUAAGUUCAGAAAGAUUAGAGUUGGACUCACUUAAUCUUAGUUCCGACGAAGCGGAUUUAGAAACCGAGGAAAAUUUAACACUGACAAGAGAACGAACGUCCAAGAUAGUGGAAGACGUCUUGGUAACGCCAACACCCCCCAUUAGAAAGUCCUCGGAGGAAGAUAGCAACAAUCUUUCAAAUCUACUACAGAAUUUUACUCUUACAUCAGUGCCUUUAAAACUCAGCGAGAGAGAUAAAACUCAAAAAAAUACAAAUAAACGAAAAAGUGCCAGUUCAUCAUCGACAUAUUCAUUGCAGUCACCACCAGCGCCAGUAAAUGUUCCUAUUGUCCAGCCAAGCACACAGCAACGUUUGCGUAUGCCUCCUAUUCUAAAUGUCAUUGAAUCGACAAGAAAAUUUCGCAGCUUUGGAAGGCCCAGUUUUGUGCAAUUAACGCAGGUACAGCCACAAGCCAAAUCGGCCAUUGUAAGUCACGAUCAAAAGUCAAGAAGCAGAUUUCUCAAUGGACACAGAUCUGCCUGGCAUGUACCAUUGGCUGCCAAUCGAUUUUUUAAUAAUCGCAAUUCAAUUAUAUUGCCAGCUAUUUCACCACGGCAACAAGUAAUGCAUCACUACAACUUGCAACCAACAUCGAUUUCCAGUUCAAGCGAGGCAACACCACUUAGUUCAGCAAGACAGCAGUUUACACGACCAAAUAACAAUAGCUUUAAAUCGCAUCAAAGGAUGCCAGUUAAAAGGGGAGACAUGCAUUUGCAUGGACUGUCAACUACUUCGACGCAGACCAAUAACACAUCCAAUUCCUCGGGGAGGUCGAUCUCAGCAGCAGUACAAUAUCACCCUAGAACUACAUUUAAUGCCUUGUAUUUACCUUAUAGUGCCUUUAAGUUUAAUGCUUUUAAGUGAGAAUUUGUAAAUUAAUAUUUAUAAAUAUAUAUUUGGUUCGAAA
Messenger RNA from Stomoxys calcitrans (stable fly), 1847 nucleotides. RefSeq lists its product as uncharacterized. The record is from RefSeq and is a predicted model, not a curated record. The coding region runs from base 548 to 1804 and encodes 418 amino acids. NCBI's taxonomy places the organism in Eukaryota, Metazoa, Arthropoda, Insecta, Diptera, Muscidae. The transcript has a single exon.